This is a messenger RNA of Lichtheimia ornata, 1401 nucleotides long. RefSeq lists its product as uncharacterized. Gene Ontology annotation, biological process: DNA recombination; DNA repair. The record is from RefSeq and is a predicted model, not a curated record. NCBI's taxonomy places the organism in Eukaryota, Fungi, Mucoromycota, Mucoromycetes, Mucorales, Lichtheimiaceae. The transcript is spliced from 3 exons. Gene Ontology annotation, molecular function: DNA ligase (ATP) activity; ATP binding. Bases 1 to 1401 code for a protein of 466 amino acids.
AUGUUCCUUUUUCGCCGAAUCGUUGCAUGUACAGCACCGCAUCGUCCAUUUUCGACCAAGACAACACAUGCCAAUUCAGCCAAGCUCGAUCGAUUGCAUGAACUUGCGACAACAGUCAAUGAGACGAGCAGCAAUAUAGAAAAAGCUCUCCGAGUCAAACGCUUUAUGCCUUGCUGUCAUUCCAUCAUGAAGCGCAUAUACGAUCCCCAUUCACGGUUCCAUAUAUCUUCACGGACUGUAUUGGCGUAUAUUGAACGACAAGGUGCAAAGAAAAACACACCAGCAGCAACAGCACCUACAACACUUGAAGCGUUACUGGAUGCGUUAGCGUCACGGCAACUGACAGGCAAUGCAGCACUUGAAGCAGCGGCCUCUUUUUACCUAUCUUAUUGUCAUACGGCUUCCCAGCAGCAAAUCUUUUGUCGUAUCCUUGAUCGUAAUCUCAAGAUGGGCGUAUCCACAAAAACAAUCCAACAGAUCCUUCGUCGAGAUGAUGAUCAAUUUCGAUUCCCGAGCGUUGCCUUGGCACACCUUCAUCCUUUAUCACAACAUCCAUUGGACAAUGGCGAAUGGUACGCAUCACGUAAACUGGAUGGUGUGCGAUGUAUUGCUUUUGUCAAUCAUGAUGAUAUUCGUUUCUAUUCACGCACCGGUCGACGCUUUGAGACAUUGCAAAAAGUGGAAGAAGCCAUUCGUAGACGACAAAAGAAGAAGGAGGGUGGUGAUGGAUCAUUUGUAUUGGAUGGCGAGAUAUGCGUUUAUGACGAGCACAUGGAGGAUUUUAUCAGCGUCAUGAAGCAAAUCAGGACCAAGCAACCCAUGGAUCAUCCCGUCUAUGAAGUAUUUGAUUUGGUGGAUACACAAGGAUUCAUGAAAGGCGUUGAUCCCACCCCAUUUACAGAACGACAGCAGUAUCUGAAAUCAUGGAUUGGUCAUUCACAACCGCAUUUGAGGAUGGUGCCCCAAACAAGAAUCACAUCAAAGAAAAUGUUGAAGGAAAUGAAGGACAAGGCAGCCCGCCAUGGAUGGGAAGGAUUGGUUUUACGUCGAGAUACAGGGUAUCAGGGGAAACGAAGUCGCGACAUGAUCAAGAUUAAGAAAUGGAAGGACCAAGAAUUCAUUGUCAAAUCGAUCGAAACGGGACGAAUGAGGAUGCCAGAUACAGGUGAAGAUAAGGAGGUCAUGACAAGUGUUGUCAUUGAACACAAAGGUACAACGGUGAGUGUUGGAUCGGGGUUCACUCUUCAGCAGCGUAUGCGCUUUUUGCAAAAUCCGGAUCUUAUCAUUGGGAAACCCAUCACGGUGCAAUACUUUGCUGAAUCUCCUGGUGAAAACGGGCAGGCUUCUCUUCGAUUCCCUACCGUGAAGAUGGUUUAUGAAGAAGGUGUACGAGAUGUCUAA